AUGCCUCCCUUCGCUAAACCCGAGACCGUCCUCAAGCGGUCCGAGGAGCUCAUCAAUGUCGGCCAACACCAGGCCGCUUUGGCUGCCCUCAACGAGAUCUUCACCUCUCGUCGAUUCAAGCAGACUCCUCUUCAGGCGCUUGAACCCAUCAUGAUCCGAUUCGUCGAUCUCUGUGUCGACUUGAAGAAGGGUCGCAUGGCCAAGGAGGGUCUCAUGCAGUACAAGAACGUAUCCCAGAACACCAACGCUCAGUCCAUCGAGCUCGUCAUCAAGCACUUCAUCAAGCUUGCCGAUGCCAAGGUCGUCGAGGCUCAGUCCAAGGCAGACGCUGCUGCUGGCGAGGUCGAUGUCGACGAUCUCGAGGAGUCCGAGACUCCCGAGAGCAUGCUCCUCGGUUCCGUCAGUGCCGACCAGAGCAAGGACCGUACCGACCGUGUCCUCGUCACUCCUUGGCUCAAGUUCCUCUGGGAGGCCUACCGCACUGCUCUCGACAUUCUUCGCAACAAUGCUCGUCUCGAGGUGCCCUACCAGCAGAUUGCCAACCAGGCCCUCAAGUUCUGCCUUCAGUACGAGCGCAAGACCGAGUUCCGUCGUCUCUGUGAAGUGCUCCGUCAGCAUCUCCAGAAUGUCGCUCGCUACUCGCACCACGCCCACGCCAUCAACCUCACCGACCAGGACACUCUCCAGCGUCACCUCGACACCCGCUUUGCUCAGCUCAACGCUGCCGUCGAGCUCGAGCUCUGGCAGGAGGCCUUCCGCUCCGUCGAGGACAUCCACAACCUCCUCACCAUGGCCAAGAAGGCGCCUCGCCCCGCCAUGAUGGCCAACUACUACGAGAAGCUCGCCCGUAUCUUCAUGGUCUCGGACAACAACCUCUUCCACGCUGCCGCUUGGAACCGAUACUACGCCCUCGCCCGCUCCAUCGCCAAGUCGGACGAAGAGCAAACUCGCAUGGCUUCCUACGUGCUCAUCAGCGCCCUCGCCGUCCCUGUCAUCUCUUCCAACGCUCCCGGCACUGGCAACCUCAACAAGACCAAGUCUGACUUCCUUCAGGGUGACCAGGAGGGUCGAAGCCGCACCGGUCGUCUCACCUCGCUCCUCGGUCUCAGCCGAACUCCCACCCGUGCUGGUCUGCUCAAGGAGGCUCUCAACCGUGACAUCCUCAAGAAGGCUCGUCCCGAGCUGCGUGAGCUCUACAACAUUCUCGAGGUCGAGUUCCACCCUCUUUCCAUUUGCGCAAAGAUCGAGCCCAUCCUCGCCUCCAUCUCGCAGGAUCCCGAGAUGGCCAAGUACGUCAAGCCCCUUCACUCGGUCGUCUUGACCCGUCUUUUCCAGCAGCUCAGCCAGGUCUAUGAUGCUGUCAAGCUUUCCAAGAUCAUGCAGCUCGUGUCUGCCUUCAAGGCUCCUCACAGCUACACGCCUGCCGAGAUUGAGAAAUUCUGCUUGAACGCUUGCAAGAAGGGUCACCUCAACAUCCGCAUUGACCACGUGGCCCAAGCCAUCACUUUCCAGGACGAUGUCUUCUCCACCGAUGCUCACCCUGCCGCUUCCACUUCUUCGGAAGCCGACAACGUCCGAUUGCAGGCCACUCCCUCCGAGCUGGUCCGCACUCAGCUCAGCCGACUUGCGACGUGCCUCGACACCACCAUCAAGACCAUCGACCCCAGCAUCCUCGCCAAUGCCGAGGCUGCCAAGCGCGAGGUCUUUGCUCGUGCCGUCGCCGCCGCCGAGGACGAGCACAAGGCUGCCAUCGCCCGCAAGGCGAUCCUCGCUCGCCGCAAGGAGUUGCUCGAGGAGAUGGCCACCCGCAAGGAGCGCGAGGAGGCUGCUGCUCGCACCGAGCGUGCCCGUGCUGCUGCCGAGGCCGAACAGAAGCGCAUCGCCGAGGAGACCAAGAAGCGCGAGCAGGACCGCAUCAACAAGGAGCUCGAGGCUGUGCGCAUCGAGGAGGCCAAGAAAAUGGCCAAGUCGUUGCAGGAGCGCGGUGGUCUCAAGCUCAGCGAGGAGGAGCUCGCCAACAUGGACACCAACAAGCUCGUCCAGAUGCAGGUCGAACAGAUCGAAAAGGAGAAGAAGGAGCUCGCCGAGCGUUUGCGUCUCAUCCACCGCAGGAUGGACCACCUCGAGCGUGCCUACCGUCGCGAGGAGGCUCCAUUGCUGUCUGCUGACUACGAGCGACAGAAGGAGGAGGAUCUCAAGUACCACAAGGCGGCUCGCAUCACUUUGCUGCAGACCUCCAAGGAGAAGCACGUUGCCGAUCUCGAGAUCAAGAAGCGUCUCACCAAGAUUCUGCCGGACUACCAGCAGCUUCGCUCGAUCAUUGAGGAGAAGCGUCGUGGCGAGUUCGAGGACCGAAGGAGGAAGGCGACCGAGCAGAUUGAGCUCGAGAAGGAGAAGCGUCGCCAGCAGGUCCGCGAGGAGAGGAGACGCGAGCGACAGGAGGCUGAGGAAGCUGAACGUCGUGCUGCCGAGGAGGAGGAGCAAGAACGCGUCCGUGCUGAAGAGGAGGAGCGUCUUGCUGAGCAGCGUCGUGUCCAGGACGCCGAGCGUGCCGAACUCGAGGCCAAGAAGCGCGCCGAGAUCGAGGAGCGCAUGGCCAAAUUGCAAGCGCAGGCUGACAAGCAACGACAGCGCGAAGAGGAGGCCGAGGCGAACCGUGCUGCACGUGUUUCCGGCGGUGCGCCAGGUGCCGCCCGACAAGAGUCGCCCGCCCCCGCCGUCAACGGUGGCGGAUGGCGCUCUGCUGGCGCCGCCCGCGCUGCUGCUGCUCCUGCUGCCCCUGCGGCUCAGGCCGAGUCCCAGCGCCCAUCCAUCUUUGGCGCUGCUCGUGCUGGCGGUGGUGGUGGAUGGCGUGAGCGUGAGGCUGCUCGGAAGGCUGCUGGUGGCGAUGCCCCUGCUCCUGCUGCUGCCCCUGCCCCCGCUCCUCAAGCUGCUCCUCAGGCUGCCGCUCCUCCCGCUUCGGGCGCUUACCGACCUGGCGCGCUUCGCGGUGCUGCUGGCGGAGGCGCCCCUGGUGGUGGAUGGAGAGAGCGCCAGGCGGCCAAGGAGGCUGCCGGCGGUGGCUCUCCCGCCCCGUCUGCUGCUCAGGCUCAGGCACCCGCCCAGCCCCGCGCUUCGGACAACGACGGCUUCACCGAGGUCAAGAAGAGCGUCUACCGCCCUCCUGGACGUCGUGCUUAA
Molecule: messenger RNA, 3180 nt
Organism: Kalmanozyma brasiliensis GHG001
Lineage: Eukaryota; Fungi; Basidiomycota; Ustilaginomycetes; Ustilaginales
Product: Proteasome component (PCI) domain protein
Exons: 1
Coding region: 1-3180 (1059 amino acids)
Biological process (GO): formation of cytoplasmic translation initiation complex; translation reinitiation
Cellular component (GO): eukaryotic translation initiation factor 3 complex, eIF3e; eukaryotic translation initiation factor 3 complex, eIF3m; multi-eIF complex
Molecular function (GO): mRNA binding; translation initiation factor activity
Source: RefSeq, a predicted model, not a curated record